GUCUUAUUUUGAAAGGUAUCCUGUACACCGGAAUCACAUGUGCCUAUGUCAACUCUGGCUCUGGACCCUAAAAACCAAACAAAACUCUGCACUCAUGUCCACUUUAGCAAAAACCAUGAGCAAGUUUCGUCUGGCGGUGGUCCAGCUGCAGGUCACUGCUGUCAAAGCGGACAACCUGAGCAGAGCCCGGAGGCUGGUGAAGGAGGCUGCAGGUCAGGGCAGCCAGGUGGUGCUGCUGCCGGAGUGCUUUAACUCUCCAUAUGGAACCGGCUUCUUCUCCUCGUACGCUGAGAGGAUCCCAGGAGAGUCCUCACAGGUGCUGUCAGAGGCAGCGAGGGAGAACAAGGUGUACCUGGUUGGAGGAUCUAUCCCUGAGGAGGACGGGGGGAAGUUGUAUAACAGCUGUACAGUGUUUGGGCCUGAUGGAGAGAUGAUUCUGAAACACAGGAAGAUUCAUCUCUUUGACAUUGACGUUCCCGGGAAAAUCCGCUUCCAGGAGUCUGAGACUCUGAGUCCAGGCUGCAGUUUGUCCAUGUUUGACACUCCGUUCUGUAAAGUGGGCGUGGGGAUUUGCUACGACAUGAGGUUUGCAGAGCUCGCACAGAUCUAUGGCAGGAAAGGCUGUCAGCUGCUGGUUUACCCUGGAGCCUUCAACAUGACGACUGGCCCCGCCCACUGGGAGCUGCUGCAGAGGGGGAGAGCUCUUGAUAACCAGGUGUAUGUUGCCACAGCGUCUCCUGCCAGAGAUGAAACUGCUUCUUAUGUGGCCUGGGGUCACAGCACGGUGGUUAGCCCAUGGGGUGAAGUUAUCUCAAAGGCGGGAGCAGAGGAGGCUGUUAUUUAUGCAGACAUCGACCUCCAGUAUUUAGCCGACAUCCGGCAGCAGAUCCCGAUCACAUCUCAGCGUCGACACGACCUUUACACGGUGACAUCCACGCAGGACGGAUCGAGCUGAUCGCUGCAGCCAUGAGAGAGAAGAGUGUGAAAGCUCUGAUGCUAAAUGUGCAGCUGAUUUUUGCCUGAUGGCUGCGUCUUCUUCUCCUCAGAAGCUCAGGACUUAAUCGUCUCAAUCCUGGAAUCAAGAUGUGGUAGAGACGAUCUCACUAACAUCACAACGCUGCUCCCUUCUUACUGAUGAAGCUGUGAUUUAGUUUGUUUGAUAUCUGAAGCUGGAAUAAGAUGAUGAUUCGUGGAAAAUAUGACAACUAAGCACAGAAAUGUUUUUGUAAUUCAUAGAAAAAAUAAUUAUUAAACAAACAUAUUUUCUGUAAAAAUGAAGAAGUGAAUAAAGUUUGAUGCUUUCGGCAUCUUUAUUAAGGUUUAAAAAACAUGUUCAGUAAACAAAAGAGAAAGUUGCAUCAAGUGAAGGGAUAGUGUUUGUGUUUGUAUUUACAUUGUCCGUUUAAAAACCCAUCACUUGUAUUGAUUAGUGCAAACGUCCCAACAUGUACAUAUUUACAGUUCAGUGCUCUGUCGCCUCUCAUCAAUGAGGAUUUAUCGGCUGCUGAUUCUUUACACGUCCGUUUCUGUUUUCAUCACCUCUGUCUCCUCCUUGUCUGGAAAUCUCCUUUUGUAACCUGAUGACAGAAAACAAGCAUGUCAGUAACAGCAGCAGAGGUUUCCCUGGAAACAUUUCACUGACAUUUCAAACAUAGCAUUCGUGAUAAAAGAAUAAUCCAGGGUCGUUAACUCCUUGAGCGUGAACUCUGAUUGGACUGUGGCAUCCUGUCCUCACCACGCCAUCCUGAUUCACACUGCUGAGAACAGUUAUGUUUGUAUCAUUGUGUCUAACACAUAGAUGAUAACUUGGUGAGCUGCCCGAGUAUAUUUUCCUCGGCCAAAUGAUAUCUGCUGACCUUUUUAAGUAUCUUUUUCACCUGUGUAAAUCUGCCACCUCAAGUCUAAACACCUGCAGCAUUUGAACCAUGCUCUGCAGGUGAUCAGAUAGAGACAGGUACAGCAGAACCUCCCUCCUGUUAAUGCAUUGAUUAAGGUCUGACGUCUCAUGUUGAAUAUGAGCCUUCACAUGUCGCUGUUUUUUAAGUGUGCAGCUGGUUGUAGCAGAUCUCAUUCUGCACUGACUUAGUUUUGGAUCAUUCCUAAACGCCACUUUGUUACAAGUCUCAAGCAGAUUGCCUCAAAUCAAAAAAGUUGUUAUUCAUUCGUCUUUAUAAAACAUGCUGCUGAUGA
Messenger RNA from Notolabrus celidotus (New Zealand spotty), 2190 nucleotides. RefSeq names its product nitrilase family, member 2 (gene nit2). NCBI's taxonomy places the organism in Eukaryota, Metazoa, Chordata, Actinopteri, Labriformes, Labridae. Gene Ontology annotation, biological process: L-glutamine metabolic process; oxaloacetate metabolic process. Gene Ontology annotation, cellular component: mitochondrion. Gene Ontology annotation, molecular function: omega-amidase activity. The record is from RefSeq and is a predicted model, not a curated record. The transcript has 10 exons. Bases 38 to 955 code for a protein of 305 amino acids.